Molecule: messenger RNA, 788 nt
Organism: Euleptes europaea (tarantolino)
Lineage: Eukaryota; Metazoa; Chordata; Lepidosauria; Squamata; Sphaerodactylidae
Gene: RAB5C
Product: RAB5C, member RAS oncogene family
Exons: 5
Coding region: 35-685 (216 amino acids)
Molecular function (GO): GTP binding; GTPase activity
Source: RefSeq, a predicted model, not a curated record
CCUGGGGUUGGCACACCUGCCCUUGUGACAGGCCAUGGCGGGCCGUGGCGGAACUGCGCGGCCAAACGGGCCAGCUACCGGAAACAAGAUCUGUCAGUUCAAGCUGGUGCUGCUGGGGGAGUCGGCCGUAGGGAAGUCCAGCCUCGUCUUACGGUUCGUGAAAGGACAGUUCCACGAGUACCAGGAGAGUACCAUUGGAGCUGCUUUCCUCACACAGACCAUUUGCCUAGACGACACAACAGUCAAGUUUGAGAUCUGGGAUACGGCCGGGCAAGAGCGCUACCACAGUCUGGCGCCCAUGUAUUACCGAGGGGCGCAAGCGGCCAUCGUUGUCUACGACAUCACAAACAUGGACACCUUUGUGCGAGCCAAGAACUGGGUGAAGGAAUUGCAACGGCAAGCCAGCUCCAACAUAGUCAUUGCCCUGGCAGGGAACAAGGCUGAUUUGGCCAGCAAGCGAGCUGUUGACUUCCAGGAAGCUGCAGCGUACGCAGAUGACAACAGCUUGCUGUUCAUGGAGACGUCUGCAAAGACUGCAAUGAAUGUGAACGAAACCUUCAUGGCAAUAGCCAAGAAGCUCCCCAAAAAUGAACCGCAGACUGCAACUGGGACGGCGGGCAGGAAUCGGGGCGUCAACCUCCAGGAUUCCGAGCAACCCACCAGGGGGCUGUGUUGUAGCAACUGAGGGGGUCUCUGCCUCCUCUUCUCGGAUUGCCCCGACUGGAAUGCGCCUGAACCGGACUGCGCUUACAGAAGAACUGCUGCCAGGAUCCUUCUUUCUUCCCUCC